Cyanistes caeruleus (blue tit) is the source of this 1503-nucleotide messenger RNA. NCBI's taxonomy places the organism in Eukaryota, Metazoa, Chordata, Aves, Passeriformes, Paridae. The record is from RefSeq and is a predicted model, not a curated record.
UGUUUUUGGGGUCCCUGAUGAUGUUUCGGGGUGUCCCGUGAUAUUUUGGGGGUCCCUGAUGAUGUUUCUGGGUUCCCUGAUGAUGUUUUCAGGGUCCCUGAUGACGUUUUUGGGGUGUCCUGUGAUGUUUUCGGGGUCCCUGACGACAUUUUCAAGGCCCCUGUGAUAUUUUUGGGGUCUCUGACGAUGUUUUUGGGGUGUCCCAUGAUGUUUUUGGUGUCCCUGACGACGUUUUCAGGGUCCCUGACAUGGUUUUUGGGGUCCCUGACGAUGUUUUUGGGGUGUCCUGUGAUGUUUUCAGUGUCCCUGAUGAUAUUUUUGGGGUUCCCUGAUGUUGUUUGGGGGUUCCCUCAGCGCGUUCGCCACGCUGGAGGAGGAGGCGUGCACGGAGCUGGUUCCGUACCUGAGCUUCAUCCUGGACACACUGGUGUUCGCCUUCGGCAAAUACCAGCACAAGAACCUGCUCAUCCUGUACGACGCCAUCGGCACCCUGGCCGACUCCGUGGGCCACCACCUCAACCAGCCCGUGCGUCCCGCUGUCACCUGCUGUUACCUGCUGUCACCUGCUGUCACCCGCUGUCACCCGCUGUCACCUGUUGUCACCCGGUGUCACCUGCUGUCACCCGCUGUCACCUGCUGCCACCCGCUAUCACCCGCUGUCACCUGCUGUCACCUGGUGUCACUUGCUGUCACCUGGUGUCACCCGCUGUCACCUGCUGUCACCACUGUCACCCGCUGUCACCCGCUGUCACCUGCUGUCACCUGCUGUCACCCGCUGUCACCUGCUGUCAUCUGCUGUCCCUUCAGUGUCACCUGCUGUCACCUGCUGUCACCCGCUGUCACCUGCUGCCACCCGCUAUCACCCGCUGUCACCUGGUGUCACCUGCUGUCACCCGCUGUCACCCACUGUCACCUGCUGUCACCCGCUGUCACCGUCACCUGGUGUCACCUGGUGUCACCUGGUGUCACCCGCUGUCCCUUCAGUGUCACUUCAGUGUCACCCGCUGUCACCUGCUGUCACUCGCUCUCACCCGCUGUCACCCACUGUCACCUGGUGUCACCCACUGUCACCUGCUGCCACCCGGUGUCCCUCAGUGUCCCUUCAGUGUCCCCCUGGUGUCACCCCAUGUUCCCCGGUGUCACCCCGCUGUCACCCAGUGUCACCUGGUGUCACCUGGUGUCCCUUCAGUGUCACCCAGUGUCACCCAGUGUCCCUUCAGUGUCACCCGGUGAUCCCUCGGUGUCACCCGAUGUCCCCCUGGUGUCCCUCAGUGUCCCUUCAGUGUCACCCGGUGUCCCACCGGUGUCCCUCGGUGUCACCCCGGUGUCACCCUGGUGUCCCUUGGUGUCACCCAGUGCCCCCCAAUGUCCCCCCAGUGUCCCCUGGUGUCCCCAUGCCCAGUGAUGACCAGAGACAUUCGAAUCCCGAACUCCCCAUGUGGAUCCUCUGUGCUCUGAGGGCAUCGGGGCACGGCCCUGUCCCUGUCCCUGUUCCCUGUCCCC